Messenger RNA from Temnothorax curvispinosus, 9670 nucleotides. RefSeq lists its product as uncharacterized. NCBI's taxonomy places the organism in Eukaryota, Metazoa, Arthropoda, Insecta, Hymenoptera, Formicidae. Gene Ontology annotation, molecular function: protein serine/threonine kinase activity. Gene Ontology annotation, cellular component: cytoskeleton; cytoplasm. Bases 6 to 8960 code for a protein of 2984 amino acids. The transcript has 23 exons. The record is from RefSeq and is a predicted model, not a curated record. Gene Ontology annotation, biological process: actomyosin structure organization; peptidyl-threonine phosphorylation.
UCGGCAUGGACCGUCAGUACACUCUCUGCAUACUACCGGCACAUCAGUACCGUAACUACGUGGACAAUUACCAUCAUCAUCAGCAACAGCAGGCGCAAAAGCAGCAACACAGAAGUUUGCAACCUCCAACAUAUCUUCAGUAUCAACAGCAACGCUUGAUUCAGCAGCGGCAGCAACAGCAGCAGCAAGAGCAGAUCUACGAAAACGUCGUAUCGCAAUACCGCAUGAGGAUGUGCUAUCAUAAUGAUUACGAGAACGACGAGCAGAUACAGAGAUUCUACUGGGAGCAGUGUUACCAGCGCGACGAUACCGACACUACAGCAUAUUACUACUGCGAAUAUGCAAAGAAGGAGAUCUAUGACAUAAAACAUCAGAGGCUUUGCCUGGCGCAGGAUGAGUACAAUCACCUCAAUAAUGCCUUAACCACCCUUGGCGCAUCGCGUACAAGUUUGUGUUCCAGCUCGAGUUCCUUGAGCACCAAAUACGACCCUGACCUGCUUAAAUCGGACGUGGCACUCGCGAGGAGCCGAGUUUCUCGACUAAAACGAGAACUCGAGCAGAUUCGAGCGGAGAUGAAUUGCACGCAACGAGGAGUGGAUACUCUCGCCAGUGUGGAACAAAAAUUGAGCAACCAUCAUGGUGGAUGCUACAACAUCAUGGAGGCGCAGGCGAUCAUGACGGAGCUCCGCAACAUCCAGAAGUCCUUGAGUUCGGGCGAGAAAGAGAAGGCUGAGUUGAUGCAAUCGCUCGCGCAAUUAAAGGACGAACUAACAAGGUUGCAACUAUGCGAGGGCAGUCCGGAAGCUAGCACGCUCAGCUUGCCGCAGGAGAAGCUCAGCACAGCCUCCCAGACCGAUCUCUCGGGUGAGCUGGUACCGAUUGGCACCCGGCUGGCCGAGAUGGCGCGUAUGAGGCUGCAAUACGAUGAGGCGAGAAAACAGAUCCAGCAUAUACAACAGCAGUUGGCUGAUCUCGAGGAAAAGGUGACGCCGGGUCAAACCGAGAGUGAUAAGGACAAGCUGCUACUAUUCCAGGAGAAGGAACAAUUGCUGAGGGAAUUACGUAGCAUCACGCCGCGCACGAGGACGCAACAGGACAUGAAGAAGAUCCAGUUGGAGAUUCGCAGGCUUGAACAGGACCUUAAUACCGCCUUCGAGCUUUCGAACAAAACCAUUACCGAUCGCGUACGACUCCACGAAGAGAAGCAACUGUUACUGCAGCAACUCAGGAAUGCGCUGCGCUCGAUGGCGAUGUUGGAGGGCCAGUUGAAAACUUUGAGCGCUAGCACAUUGUCAGUGAGCAGCAGUUCCAGUCUCGGAAGCCUCAGUACGACGAGCAGCAAGGGUUCCCUCAGUUCCGGGCUCAGUUUCACGGACAUUUACGGUGGUCCGCAGUGUUUGGGAUCGGUUAGUUCGCAACAGGAACGACCAGUUGAUAUGGUUGACCUUCACAGACGCGUCGAGAGACUGUUGCGUGGUUCCGAACAAAGCAAUCUCGUCGGCACACCCUCACCCGGCAGAUCACAGCCCAGUCUCUCCCCAAGAUCGAGUCUGUCCAGUGUAAGCCCGCCCGUGUCGCCGUUGUACGAAAACGCGCCGAUGGGUCCGCCGCCCGCUUACGAUCAGGUGGAGCAACAGAGAAGGCAAUAUCAGAGAGCAACACCUGCAGCGAUGGUAACGACAACGGCGAUGGCGACAGGGAUUAGUGGUGCUGUCGCGUCGCACUUGGACGGGAAUCACCUGGAAGACCGUUUGUCGGAAUUCAGGCUGAGUCAGCAGCAAGGAGUAGCGUCGCAGCAAGAACAGUCGUGCUCUGUCAAUUCGCAGGAUCGUCUGAAACUCGUGGUCGGUCCCCAUCCACCCGUCGAACUGCAAUCGAGUAACAUGUCCCAGGGUAGCGGCCUGGGCAGGCCUGGCGCGAGUGGCGCGCAACUGCAAUUGCAGCAGCCACCGUCCUUGCCGCAGGAGCCACCUCCCUUGUCGCCGAUCAGCGAGACGCCACCGCCUACUGGGAUCAGGUCGAGGGCCAGCAGUUCCGGCACCAACACUAGAUCCGUCUCUGCCGCGGUCUCUGACGAGAGCGUCGCAGGUGAUUCAGGUGUCUUCGAGGCGUGCAAUCGGAAAAGAUUGUCCGGGCCUAUCUCCGAUGUGGACCCAUUAGCUUCCGGCGAAAUGAGCCUAGAAACGGCGCAGGUGCAGAUUAAACUGAGGUAUUCGGUGAGCGACGGACUACUUCAUGUUGGGAUCGAACGCGCGAGAAAUCUGGCCGCGCUUUUCAUACCCGAAAACGCACAAGUGUACAUCAAAGCCGCCCUGCUGCCCAUGCAACCGCCCGUCAACCACACGUGUUGCACGAAAUCCGUCGUGGACCUGCGAAAGCCGACUUUCGGCGAAACUUUCCCGAUCGCCGUCCCGCUCAACAAAUUGUACACGAAAACGCUGCAAGUGACACUUUGGUGCACCGAGGCCGAGAAAUGUUUGGGUUCUGCGCAAGUCUCGCUGGCAGACUUCAGUCCAGAAUCUCCUAGUGUGAAAUGGUACAAUAUACUCUCCUUCCGCUUCAUGCAACCGUCCGACAAUCCCGGUACCAGUACCACCGGCGUCUCAACAAGCGUCAGACUGGCGAAGCACGACAAGCAGGAGUCAGAUAUUUCGGUGUAUAGGAGCGUGCAGAAUACGAAAGAAGAGAGUAGCGACGAAAGUACGAUAAUCAGUUCCCAAACGUCCACCUUGACGAGGAAUCAAGGCUGUGACGAGCUGCAGACAGCCGUAACGUUGAGGCUGGAAGAACUGAAUUGUCUACAUAGUCCGGAAGAGGAGGAUGAGGACGAUGGUAGUGAAAGCGGAAGCGAGGACAGCGACGAGGAAGGUAUCAUCGUGGAGUUUACGAUGGAAGAUAGGGAGGUUCUCGAGGAUGUUUUGGAGCACGAAGAAGAUGAAGAAUUGAACGAGGAAGAAACGAGGCAAACGCAGGACAAGGAAACAAACACUGAAUGCGUGUUUAUUCCGGAACAGGGCAAGCAAAGGAAACUCUCCGCAGCUGGUGUCGCACCCGGCGCUAUUCACGACGACAAGAACUCUAUUGUAAUCAAGAGGAGUCAAACGUUCUCGCCGAGUGCGGCCGUCAGCAGAAAUCAUUACAUCUGUCGGCUCAAUCGCAGCGACAGCGACAGCAGUAUGCCGCUUUAUCGCAGAGGUGGACCUUUUCAACGGAACUCGGUGGAGAGACGUUCUCUGCGAUGGCGUCGACCGUCCUCCGCUCUCAGUUACAAAACCACGAAGAAGUCGUCCCAUUUGCCACCGACAGCGAGGACGUCGUUGGAUCUCGAAUUAGAUCUCCAGGCGCAGCAUGCUAGACUGAACAAUCUCCAAGAUGAGCUUAGUAGGCUACGGGAAUUGAAGCAACGGCUGGAACAAGCACGUGAGAAAGGUGACACCGACCUGGCGACGUGGCUGCUGGAAGACCAGAAAUUUCAAAAUCUCAUAGCGCAAGCCGAAAGUGGCAGGAACGGCAAGAGCCUCGAGGAUAAGAAAGUGGAAAAGAUGCUGAAGAAAACUUCAAAAGAGAUCUACAAGUUGAGGAAAACGAAGGCUGGGAAGGGAAAGCCCGACAUAAUUUCUUUCAAAGAGAAGAUGGCCUUCUUUACGCGGAUAAAUCUGAACGUUCCUGUUCUGCCACCUGAGGAGCUCGUGACCGAAGGCACGUGUCCCGCGUCAUCGCACACCCACAGAAAGUACGCGUCGGAGCCAGUUGUCACCAGCACUCACGGUCUCGUGAAUUCGUCGACAACGCGGCCGAACAACGUUCCCGGCGGAAGUGCAUUGCCCGCCACGAAGAGCGGCGGUGUCGCGGAUCGAAAUGCCGCGAAUGUCGUCCCCAAUGAGGAGGAGGUCGCACUGUCCAACGCCGACGUGAACGCUAAAGGUCGACCGGCAACAGAGACGGGCGCGCGAAGUUCAGAGAACGGCGAGAGAGAGGAUUUACCGAAAUCUGCCGAGAAGAAUGGCAACGGGGAGCCGAAGAGGUACGAAUAUGUCGUUGACCGGGUCCUCGGUGUCGAAGUGAAGAUCAUGGAGUUGGGUAGCAAUGAGAGAUCACGGCACGAGCGGUGCAAGAAGGCACUGGAGGUCCGCGAAAACCCCCACGGCAAAUCUAAAUAUUUCUGCGAUCCGGACGAGAGGAUGCAGAAGCUGGAUGCAAGCAUCAAACAGAGGGACAAGUUGGCGCAGGAAUUGGUGGCUGUCAGGUCAGAUUUAGCUGGCAUCUCCAAGCUCAGGAGAAGCUUGGAAGCUGCGGAAUCUGAAACUCAAACGGGAUCAGGAGGAUCUCCAUACUUUGAAUAUAAGUUUCCCAAGCAUCAUCUGCAGUCAGACAAGUUCUCCAAGGAGAAGAUGGAGUUGGAGGCAAAGUUGGAUGAGAAAAGGAAAGAGGCUCAAGAGAAGCAAAAAAGAAUACUUGAACUGCAGGACAAGGUCAGGGAGUUCUCUCAGAUGGAAUCUCAGGUAGAGCAGAAAACACGGAGAUUGGAAACUUCCAACAAGGAGAGAGACAUACUGGAGAAAGAAUUGAUAGCUACAAGAUCAGAAUUGGCAGGCGUUAAAAGGACAUUAGAACUUGAGCGGCAAGAGAGGAGAGAUUUAGAAACUCGAGCGCUUGGAUUAAUAAGAGACGCUAAGCGCAAGUGGGAGAAUGCAGAGAAAGAUAAAAUUGCGCAAUUAAAUAAGCAUAUCGAAGCACAAACCACAAAAAUUACAGAACUAUGCACAAGUAACAAUGAAAUGAGUUCGCGUCUGCAGAGAACAGAGUGCGAACUGCAAACUGCAAAUGCAGAAUUGGAUAAGUUGCGUAUAUUUCAAACACAAUAUAAGGAAUCCUUGGCAAAGACGCGUGAGUUAAACAGACAAAGUGUUCAAGGCGUAGAAAUUAAGUUAGAAGAGAUGGCCACGCGCGCUCACACUCAACUGGCUGAUUUGCGAGCGAAAUUGGACUUUGAAGCGGCGAAGAACACAGAUCUCGAGACUAGAUUACGAAACGAGCAGGACUCAAACCACUGUCGCGAAUCAAGACUAAAUGUUGCUCUAGAACUUGCUCAAAACGAAUUAAGAGAUUGUCAGGAACAAUUGCGUACUAUACAAGCCACGUUACCGGCCAGAGACGCCGAGAUUGAAACUUUACGUAAACAAUUGCAAGAGAGAGCGAGACAGAUAGACGACUUGAAAACGUCGGAGCAAUUGCUCACAACUAUGCAAGAGCAAUUGGAAAGAAUGAAUCUUGAAAAUGAGCAAUUAAAGCAACAAUUGCAAGUCACCAAGUCGGAUCUAAAUGAAACCAUGAUAAAUUUGGAGCAAAGUGAGGCGCUUGCUGUAAAUUUGGAGCAAGCGGCGCAGGAUAAGGCCGUAUUGCAAAAGAGAUUACAGGACUCUUUGCAAAAGGAAGAGGACCAACUGCGCAAAGUUUGCAAUUUAGAGGAAUUGCUGAAACGUUUGGAACAUAGUGUUACGAAAUUGGAAGCAGAGAAUGCUACUCUUAAACAAUUGGAUGAAGUACCAUCUGCAAGUCGCGCAGCAAUUAUUGAAGCCGCUGAUACAAAGGUAUUUCAUGGACAAGAAGAAGUAGAGAAACUGAAACAGCAGCUUCAAACAUUAAGAGAAGACUUAAAAGAUGAAAAGCAAACGGCGAGACAAGCUCAGUUGGCUCUGUACAAAAAAGAAAAAGAAUUAUCAGAUGCUAAUUUAUAUAAACGUAUAGCAGAGAGAGAAGCCAAGCGAGCCGAGGAUAAAAUAAAAAUGCUACAAGAAGAUAAACAAAAGUUACAGGAAAAAUUAAGCGGUAAGGUAAGAGAGGAAGAGGAAAAUUCUAAGAAACUAUUGAAAGAAUUGAAUAUCGCGAAGACAUCAUUGAAUGAUAUUACAAAAGAGGCAUCGAGGAAUAAAAUGCAGGCUGAUUCAGCACAAAGGGCUUUGACCCAAGCUAAUCAUCAGAUCGAGGAAUUGCAAUCUUCUAGCGCGUCGUUACGUAGAGAAUUGGAUACGGCUCGUAAGCAAAUGCGAUCGAAUCAGGAGCGUGUCGAUAAUCUGAAUGCCGAAAACAGACGUUUGACACAGACAAUCGCUAGGCAUAACGAAGAAAAAACUGAACUUGAAUCUAAACUCGCAAAAUUAGAACAGGAUAUCAAGGGCUACGAAUUAAAUAUUGAGCUACUGAAGGAAACUUGUACAGUUCUAGAGGAACAGUUGACGGAUUACGAAAGAUUAACAAGUGAUCAUGAAACGCGCAAUAAUAUGCUGAUUCAAGUUAAAAUGAAGCUACAAAAAGACUUGGAAGCCGCCGAGACAAAAUUGCGUGAGGCGGAACUUGCGCAGAACGAGGAGAAAACACGAAGAAUGGUAGCCGAACGUAACAUCGAACAAUUGGAAUCUGAGACGAGUGACAUAGAAAGCGAGAGAGAUAGUCUUAUCGUACAAAGGGACCAGUAUAAGAAACUCGCUCGCGAGCUCACUAUUCAAGUAGAAGAAUUGACUACGAAGUGUGGUGAAAUGGAAUGUGAUCUCUCGGAACUGAGUCGUGCUCUAGAAGCCGCUAAAGGAGAAUCGAGAGUCGUGAAAGAAGAAAGCAGCGAAUACUUGACGAGAGUGCACGAAUUGAAAGAGGCGAAUUUUGGACUUAUGGCCGAUCUACAGAACAGCAUAGAUCAAGGUCAGGCACUGAGAUCAAGAAUAGCAGAGUUGAACGACGUCGUGGAAGAAAUGAGACAAUACUAUCAGGAAAGAGAGGUGAAGGCCGAAAGUACUCGGCAGCAACAAACUAAACUGAUUGAUUACUUGCAAUUGAAAUUGGAGGAAUGCAGUAAGAAGAAAAAAACUAUGUGCGACAAGAUACUCGGUGUGAAGCAAAAGGAGAAUGUGCCACCUGUGGGUAUGGGCAUGCCUGUGGGAUAUCGCGAAUUGGAAAAUCAACUCGCCAAAGAACGGGCGAAGGUGAAGACGUUGACGGAUCAGUUGUUAAUCCAGAAAGCUAGAACAGCCUCCGGAUCUGCAUCUGCACCUGCAUCUCCGACGACGCCAGAACGCGAUUGCAAGAAUGUGAAGAGUGUUACGCAGACCAGUAGUUCGUUACUUAGGCAGUUAUCUCCGCAGAGGAUAGGACACAACAUUCCGCAUAGAUAUAAUGUCGGAUGCACAGAUCGCAUAGAUAUGCGCGCCGGAAAGUGCACAGCGUGUUCAGAGGCUAUACAGUUCGGAAAACGUGCCGCGCUAACCUGCAGUGAGUGUCAAAUCAUGACGCACUUGGAAUGCAAGGAAUCUGUACCUGACAAUUGUGGUUUAUCGAGUGAUUUCCCUAAAUACUGUCGCAGGGAUAGCGAUGAGAGUUUAUCGUCGAUUGGAGAUAGCGUCCAGACUUUGGCGAUAGAUCAGCCAGACAAACCAGAUGCGGAUUUACAAAGUGCUCCUUGUAAAGAAAAAGAAGUUUCUAUGGAAGGAUGGGUACAAGUUCCCGAUAGAUCAAAAUUUAACUGGGAGAAGAAGUAUCUGAAGUUGGAAGGAUCGUGUCUGUGUGUCUACGACCAUCAGCCAUGUGCGGGAAUGGCACCGAUUAAUCGUUUAAAUUUAACAGAAAACAAUGGAUUUAAUGUUUCCGAGGUGGUACAGCAGCCCGUAUUAAAAACGAAAGAAUCCGACAUCCCAUAUAUCUUUAGAAUAGAAUCGAAUUCUGCGACGACUUGCUGGCCUUCGUUUAGAUUGGACGUCAUGGCACGGAGCCAGGCCGAUAAAAGAAACUGGCUUAAAACUUUAAAAACCGUUAUUGAUCAAAACUCGUAUUCUAUAUCCAACUGUAAAAAGUAUCAAACUGUACUCAGAUUAGAAAAACAUCAGUUGGAUUUGAACUGUGUUGUGGAUUUAGGCGUGGAAAAUGUGCUUUUGCUGGGUGCGAAAGAAGGCCUGUUUUCAUAUUGCGCCUCCAAAUCUCAGACACUCACUACGAUACGCGGUCUCAAGCAGAUACACCAACUUUCUUUACAUUCUUACCUAGAUCUGGCUUUAAUGAUAGCUGGUGAAUACAGGGAAUUAGUACACUGUAACUUAAGGGUACUAAAGAUUAACGCGGUGGCCGCCGAUUGUUCUAGACCGGCAAUCAGUACAAAGAGCGUAUUAUCUAACUCUGAUAAUUGCCAUCUUUACCAAUUACAAGGCGAUACACUAUGCGCCGCAACUACAUCUCAUGUGAUAUUAUUGAAAUGGAGAAAAGAUUCCGGGGAAUUUGUCGGGCUUCGUGAACUCGAUACACAGGAGCCUUGUAGCUGUGCUAUAUUUACUCCAAAUCUCCUUAUUGUAGGCUGUCAUAAGUUUUUACAGAUCGAUCUGCAAACUUAUGUCGUAAACGAAUUCCCAGAGGAAGACAAUAGUUCAGUUAAAGCGGCAAUAUCGGGCGCAGCUAAACUUAACAUAUUUCCUGUUUGUGUUCUGAAUAUAUCCAAUUCAUACGGCACGGUGGAGCUUUUAUUGUGUUACAACACAUUUGGUGUAUUUGUGGAUGAAAAUGGUAGAAGGACUCGUGCUGUUGAUCCAAUGUGGAAUCAUUUCCCAAUCGCUUUUGCAUUCUGCAAACCGUACUUAUUCAUUAUUCAUUUCUCGUCUGUCGAGAUUGUGAAACUCGAUGCGGAAGCGUACAGUUCUUCGGAAAAGAGUCUCGAACGUACUUUAAUCGAAUUAUCUAGUCCACGUUAUUUAGGUACAGCUUGUUCAAAAGGAAUUUAUGUGGCCACUAUUAAUUCUUACCUCGAAUUACUGAAGAUAGAUGGUUUUGUCGGUAUGCCAACAUUGAACGGCAGUUUGACAAGUCUCGACACACUAGGUCAAGAGGACGAAAGUAGCUCAGAAUUUAGUUUUACGUCAAGCUUAAUGGAGGCUUUAGACGGGCAAGGGAAAAAAGUACACUUCGCUGGAGUACACAAAUAUUAAAAUAGAUCUUGUAUAUGAACAUUUGAUUUAAUCUCAAAGUCUCUUGGCUUAGAAGUUAUCUCUUGGCUUAGAAGUUGUAUGCGUACGUUUAUAAAGCAGCAAUUACUAUGAAGAAAAACUAUGUCUGUAGAACAAACGAGUUUAAAGUGGAAUAGUAUCUAAUUUAUAAUUAGUUAUUGUGCUUCUUUAACAGAACAUAAACGCUUCAUUAAAAUAAAGGACAUAUAUGUUAUAUAUAUUUAUUUAAUGAAGAUCUCAGAUACUUGCCAUAUUACUAACCCUCUGAUCGUUAAAUUUUUCUUCUGUACGCGGUCAAUCUUGCUCUUAUUUAAUUUAUUGAUUUAUUAAUACAUAAAUAAAUUUGUUUACAUGAUAUUAUUAAAUGUACUUAUUGAUUUAUUUAUUUAUAAACGUUUUUAAGACGUUUGUAACUUGAUAUAUCAAACAGAAUGUCUUAAAUAUUGUCGAUGUGUAUUAAUAAAAUUUAUGUUGAAUAAAUUCAAUGCAUUGUAAACAAUCGGAGGGUUAAAGAUCAAAUAAUACGCGGUUUUUAUUCGUAUUAGAAUUUCAAAUUCAAAUGGUCGUAACAUUAAGCUUUAUUUUUUUCUUAAAGUACAAUCGCGAAAAAUAUAUAAGGCUAAGUUUUAUCUAUAAGUACGAAGCGUAACUGUACUUAUAUGAUUAUAUUAUGUAAAUUAAUAUUAAUACGA